AUGCCAAUCGAAGGCCCCACCAGCAGUAAGCACAAGCGGCACUCCAGCCUGGACCCUGAUGGCGGUUAUGCCGCUGCUGCGUCCUCUUCCGCCUCGAGACCCGUUACCCGGUCGCCGUCGAGGCCUCUGUCUCCCACCACGAAACCCAAGAGGUCACAGAAGGCGCUCGGUGUCCACUCGUCAGGCGGACAGACCACGGGUCCGAUGGAUAUCCGAACAGAGGUGGUCAUCCUCGAGCAAACCUCCCCCGACUCAUCGCGUAAGGGCAAGAAGAUGAACUUCUUCGGGUUAACGCUCUCGAGCCCGCGUAUGAGCUCGUUUGGCGACUCGAGCAAGUCGAAGUCACGGCCGACCACUCCAGGUUCCCAGCCGAAUAGCAGGAAAGGGCGCGGUGUCGUGUUGCGUCCUGGCUCCGCAGGGGCCAUCACAUCGGAUGCGCCCAAGCGGGCUAUGAGAGGCGAUAUCCUGAUAGACCACAACAGGCCUGCUUCGCCCCCAGUCCAGAGCGCGCCAGCACGUUGCAUGACCGCGUCUCCUCGCCACAAUGGGCACUACGAGGAAGUUCAGGAUGACGUGGACUCGGAGGCGUUAGCGGGCAGAUGCUCACCUCUGUGUGGGCUGGGGCCAUCCACUGCUGCCCGAUCGAAGGGAAAGGAGAGGGAGCGGUUGGAGGACUGGGAACAAUUUGAUGAGAAGGAGGUCAGGCAUCGGCUAGGCCGAACGGAGAGCGAGACGGGGAAGGGGCGCAUCACAAAUCCGAGAAGGGUGCAUUCGCCUACUCGGGAGCUCGAGAAAGGGAGCCGUCCUCUUGGCGCAUUGUCCAUGGAGAGAGUUGCCAGCGGUAGCGGCACUAGUCGCGGUAGCCGAGGGAGGGACGGAUCGACAAACGUCGUUCACGGCGGUGCACAGGCGAACGUCAAAGCUAAACGUAUCAAACACGGAAGUUUCGACUUUGAAAGCCCGGUUCCCGCUGGUCAAGGGAGGCCAUUGCCGUCAGCCAGUCUGGGUGGCAGGGUGAUUGCUCCCCCGCAUCCGUUGCAAAGGGGUUCGAGUUCGCGGGGUCCACCCCGUAGAGUCACCUUGGACGAUACUCGACCGGAUCGUCAUGUACCGCUGUCUUCCUCUCUACCCAAAGCGAGACCAAAGCCAGCCCUGGACAUCAACACGCAUAACUUGGACUUGACGCGCCGUACAACUGGCAGCUCUACCGCGACAUCCCGUGGGCAGACGUCGGCCAUACCUCGCAGCUCUAAUCCCAAAGCACACCACGGCUCGGAGACGGACCCUGGUUCACCAAUUUCUUCCACUCAUUCCGGUAAUUCGUCAGCAUUGAACUCCAGCUGGGGCAAGAGUGCCGGGAAACGCAUGGCUCGCGGUGCGCAUCCUGCGUUCAAGUUUGAGCCAGCUGUCCCUACCAUCCCUGGGUCGCCCGCGGGGAGCGAGGAGCGUAAACGAUCCAUUGCGACCUCGGGCACUACGACUCCCACGCCGUCGUCCCCCUUGUCCAGAUCGCGGCAAGCUCGGAAUGCGGGUAAGGGUCGCUCGCUUGACCUGAACCUCGGUUUGUCGUGGGCUCCAACGAAAGUGCGGGAGGACGUGUUGUCGCGAACGGUUGGUGGUCGAGUUACGCCAGACCUGGCUGCGAGGGCCGGGGCCAGAUGGAGAGCAACUCCCGCAGACGAGGGAGGCAGGUUGGGUGCAGGCUCGUCUGGUGCCGAAGUGGCGGAGACCUUCCGUGAGGUUUUGGGAGACGCAGCGUAUUCCACGUUCAAGACAUACGUACAUCGAUAUGAUGCACGCGCCAUACCGCUGGACGGCCCCUUUGGUCUAAUGCAUCACGUACAACGGCUGCUUGAUUCGGCACCCGGACUAGACCUGCGGAGAAAGCAAGCCCUCUUGGGGAAGUUGAGCCGCGUUGUCCAGGAGAUCCGGUGA
Fomitopsis serialis is the source of this 1935-nucleotide messenger RNA. RefSeq lists its product as uncharacterized. The record is from RefSeq and is a predicted model, not a curated record. Lineage: Eukaryota; Fungi; Basidiomycota; Agaricomycetes; Polyporales; Fomitopsidaceae. The transcript is spliced from 2 exons. Bases 1 to 1935 code for a protein of 644 amino acids.